GCCGCGCCGUGCUUUGUAAUCCAGAAAACCAGCAUGGACCUCCUCUAGUCUGUAGUCAGUCAGUCCGCUCCGCUCCGCAAGGCUGUAUACUAUUCUUGUCGUGUGGCCGAACGGUCGAAGUCGUCGAGCGGACAUCCUCAACCGAUUCAGCCCCAUUUCUCGACACAGGGCGCAUUAUUAUGGCGGCACAAUCUUCAAAAUUGAGCAUUGAACAGCUGCCGGACGAUGUGCUGCUGGAGAUAAUGAGGCACCUCGGCCGACAGGACAUCUUCACCUGCCGCCUCGUGUGCAAGAAGCUGGGGGCCCUGGCGCUUCACCCAGACGUGUGGCGGCAACGGGGGCUCCACCUACAGUUCCCAAGUGAAUUCGUUUGGGCCUGUCCAGUACUGCGUCUGGCACCGUGCCUGGACUGGCUGGUUGCCGAGCUACCGACGGAGGGGUGUCAGUUGGCGUACACCAUUACCAGGUGUGCUGUGUCAUGUUUAAACCUGGAUGUACAACCUAGUGGCUCUACGCACGCAGCUGCGAUGAUCCGCAACCAGGAGGCGCUCGGCCGCCUCAGGGACCUUGAAGUAUCGAUGCCACCCUCUCCGUCGGCAGUGCUGCUUGGAACGACGGCGCUGGCGUCUGGCCUGGAAAAGCUCACUGUUACUGGUAUAGUGCAUUGCGCACCGAACACCAUGGCGAGCGUCCUCCAGCACCGCGCCGCGUGCACGCCAUCCCUCAAGUAUUUUAGCUGCGAGAGGAGUACCUCGGAAGCAGAUCCUUUUGUCCAUUUCGUGCUGGCCACGCACGCUGCCACCCUGGAGGACGUCAACCUCGACUCCUGCUGCCACUCGGAUGAGAGGGGCUGCCCGUACUCGGCCGCGACGGUGCCCCUGCUGGCCGAGAUCGUGAACCUGCGGUCGCUGGAGUGCCCGCUGCUACCCGGGCUAGAGGCGCUUGCUGCGCGCGAGUCCCUGACGACCCUGAUCAUCAACGUGUGCGAGUCGCCCGAGCGCCCGGCCGUGAUGGGCGCCUGGCAGCUCCUGCGCCGCGCCAAACAGCUCCGCGACGUGACGCUGAUCUACAUGGCGCCUCUCGACAGUGGAGUCGCUGACGUCGGCGGCGAGCCCUUGGUCCGAGCCCUGGUCUCCUCUGGACCUUCCCGCCUGGAGUCGCUGACGAUGGUCACGACGGGCAGCUUCGACAGCCCCGAGCAGCGCCUCUCGCUGCUGCGGCCGGUGCUCGGCGUGCUGCCCUCGCUGCCGGCCCUGCGUACCCUGCACCUGGACGACGUGUCCGACGAGCUGCUGUCGGGCAUCACCCCGGACGCGGUCCCGGCCCUGGAGAGGCUCGUGCUGCGCCCGCUCGGGGCAGCGCGCCCGGUGCCCCGCCAUUGCGCCCAUGCAUGGUUGCACAAGGACGCCGUCAAGAAGCUCUCCAUUGGUAUACCCUCGCUACAAUUCCUUGUCGUACCUUCCGUACCGAAGAACUGUCCUGGAGACCGACUUUGUGAUGCGUGUGCGCUGGACUGCGACUGCGACGUGCGCCAGUGGGUUAUCAAAGACUCCCAAGUUGGCUCCGGAGUUGGCUGUUAUCCUUGUACUCUUAUGCAACGUAAUAAAUGUGAGUAACCACGCAAA
This is a messenger RNA of Frankliniella occidentalis (western flower thrips), 1625 nucleotides long. RefSeq lists its product as uncharacterized. NCBI's taxonomy places the organism in Eukaryota, Metazoa, Arthropoda, Insecta, Thysanoptera, Thripidae. The transcript has 2 exons. Gene Ontology annotation, molecular function: protein binding. The record is from RefSeq and is a predicted model, not a curated record. The coding region runs from base 180 to 1616 and encodes 478 amino acids.